GUAUAUGAUCUGUAUAAUUAUGUAUAAUUAUCUAGGUUCCAAGUUAUUACUACUUACAACUCUGAGCCAGUGUUCUUAUAGAUGCCUUGACAUUUUAUUAGCAGAAAUAAAACAAGAGUGGCAAGCCUACGUAUAUAGCUAUAUUGGAGAAGUGAUUCUUUGUUCGAUAUGGCAGCAAUGGAAAGCAUGCAAAGAAAUGUUAGAGGAAGAAAUGGCUCUUUAAUUGUCAGUUACAUGCAGUGUUAGAUACAAAGAAACUGUUGAAGGAAGAAAUGGCUCUUUAAUUAUCAGUUACAGUGCUACAAAGAAACUCUGUUGAAGGAAGAAAUGGCUCUUUAAUUGUCAGUUACAGUGUUACAAAGAAACUCUGUUGAAGGAAGAAAUGGCUCUUUAAUUGUCAGUUACAGGAAACUGUUGAGGGAAGAAAUGGCUCUUUAAUUGUCAGUUACAGUGUUACGAAGAAACUAUUGAAGGAAGAAAUGGCUCUUUAAUUAUCAGUUACAGUGUUACAAAGAAACUCUGUUGAAGGAAGAAAUGGCUCUUUAAUUAUCAGUUACAGUAUUACAAAGAAACUCUGUUGAAGGAAGAAAUGGCUCUUUAAUUGUCAGUUACAGGAAACUGUUGGGGGAAGAAAUGGCUCUUUAAUUGUCAGUUACAGUGUUACAAAGAAACUCUGUUGAAGGAAGAAAUGGCUCUUUAAUUGUCAGUUUAAACAGGUAAAUGACACAAUGUGUGAAAUCACAGUAGGUGUCGCUGACUGUCAAUUUUAACUAACAUCUGCCAAUUGGUUGAAUAUGCAUGACGUCAGAAGUUCAGCUCCUAUAUAUUGGCUAGCUUGACUGAUCAUUCUAGCCCUUCUUACAGGACUUCAAAAUAACUUUGGAAAAACUUGAGAACUUCGAGAUACCGAAAAUUUUGGAUAAAAGAUCUCCUUUGAGCCUGAAAACAAUUCGAAUUAGUGAUCUCACCCACUGUGUGUCUGUCAUUCAGUGGGUGCUCCACAGCGACUUUGCUUCAAAGCAAUAAUAUCCGCCAUAUCAAGUGAUCAGCUAUGGGAAGCAACCCUUCAGAAUACAAUGGCGUUAACUGUUCUAUAUGUGGGCGAAGGUUACCCCCCUGCAAAGAUUGGAGUGGCUUUAGACUGCAAACCAUUGACCGCCUGGUUCGAGUAGACCAAGUCUAUGUAUUCCUGUGGGGCCAAUACUACCGAAUCAAGGGCCGACCAUCUUAUUAUUGCCCAACAGACUUUUGGAAACCCAAAAUUGACUACAUACAGCAGCAACAGCAGGAGAGACUUGAAGAAGCCGAAAGACGUCGAGAAGAGAUGGAGAGGAUAUUUAGAGAACAACAGGAAAGAUUAGAGAGAGCGAGACAGGCUGAGGAAGAAAGAAGACGUUUACAAAUACAACGACAAUUGGAGGAAUAUAGAAGACGUCAACGAGAGGCUCUAGAGGAGAAAGAAAGGCAGAUGGCUCUAAUGCUAAAAGAGGAGGAAACUAGACAAGCACUAGAGAGUGUAGCCGCUGAAACUGGAGAGGACAGAGUCACAACCGAUGUGCAGGUGAUGACAUCAGUGUACAAUCCGUUUUUAGCCGGUGAGACCUCUCAAGUCGAAGUACAAGCAGUACAGACACGAUACAAUGAGAACAUUCCCGAUGAUGCAACUUUUCUUGAGAGUGAAACAGUCCAAGAAAUAGAUACCGUCACCUCUGAUCUUGUCGAAUCAGUGCAAUUCUCCAUCACACAGCUUUACGAAGAAGGGGGUGAGCUUAGUGGGUGGUGGUUGAAGGCGGCACAAACGCUCUUGCUCACCCAUUACAUUCAGUCCAACAGUUUUCCUACUGCAGAAAAGGAUCUACUUCUCGACUCGCUAGCCAUCCUCCAGACAGACUUGGGAGACACCGAUUGUCUCUCUCUUGCAGACUCUUUCUCCUUUCUUGUCAAUAUACGACCCAUCGACAUUGAAACAACUUUCACGGUUGAGGAUUCCCUCCCCUUGACAGCAAAAGUGGCCACCCUUCUACUGCAAGCGGCCAAACACAUCAAGGAUACCAACCUCUGGAUGCAGCGCUGUCUAUACACAUACGUGACAGCCAACAGUGACGUCGACAACGGAAUGAUGCAGAAAAUGUACCUGGAGGCGUUUUGCAAGGAUUGGUCUGGCCACAACUUCCUGAGGUUUUUCAAUUCGUGUAAAGAGCUAUUACCAGACGAAAUUCACAAAAAAACCUUGCACUUGAUUAAGACGUACUGUGUACGACCUAAAGUGGUCAUGGCCGCAUUGGAUAGCCAGCCUCAUAAUGUGCUAUCAGUCGUGAAGACAGCCAUUAAGAGUGAAGAUCAUCAAUCUCUAGUGGAUAUAAUCUAUGACAUUCGAGCAUCAAAACUUGUUAAGGACAAUUUUUUUUUGAACUCCAUUGAAACCAUUGCUGUGAAAGUGUAUGAAUUACUUGGCACUUUCAACCUCGAACUCGAUUACGACCAUAAUCUCCAGUCAUCUUUAACAAAAAGCCAAACAAUUUUUCAAUCAAUCGGUAGCCUCAGCGUAGGAGUAAGUUUUGACGACCUGGCUGCAGCCAUGGUCACCUUAUACUGUGCCUGCCAAAAAUUCAAGGGAUGGUCUCCUCGCAGAACACAACUUGUCUCACUCUUGCACCUAGUUUUUGCUGGUCGAAAUAGCUUCAACUUACUUCUCGAGAUAAUGACUGGUGAAGGAAAGUCUGUGGUUGUGGUACUGUAUGCUAUAAUCCUUGCACACCAGAACAAGCAUGUCGAUGUGGUAACAAGCUCUCCAAUUUUGGCAGUGCGAGAUGUGGAGGAAUGGGAAGAGGUCUUCCAAUACUUUGGGGUGACUGUUACACACAACACGGACCUCAACAGAGCUGAAGAUGCUGACAUGGAUGUUGUGAAGACCGAAUGCUACAAGAAGCAAGUCGUCUACGGCACAGUAGGGAAUUUUGCAGGGGACAUUCUCCGUCAAGAAUUCGAGCAAAAGAAGAUCAGAGAAGGUCGACGCUCUGAUGCCAUCAUUGUCGACGAAGUGGAUAUGCUAAUGCUGGAUAAAGGUGUUCAAUUCACGUACCUCUCCCACAAUGCAGCCAUUUUGCAGCACAUUGAGCCAGUGAUAGCUGCCGUAUGGGGCAUGAUUGGACCACUGAAUCUUACCAGGACCACUGAAGGAGAAAUCUUGUAUGCUGGAAGCCCCAACCUAUUCACUCAAGCCAUUUAUGCAUGUCUUGACCCAGAAAUUUCUCUUGUGCAAUCUCACGAACAGAUCCUGUUAGUUGCACAGAACUUGGGAAUUUUUACUGAGAAUCAGUACACAGCUUUACUGCAGGACGACCAAGAAGCUAAGAAGAUAACUAUUUCAGAGUUUACAAUCGAUCAAACCCUUGCGUUGAUUUCUGGCCUGGCUGAUUACGAAAACAUGCCCGAGUUUAAGGCUUACAUUAUAAAUAGUGAGGGGGCAUUGGAGGCCGUUACUACAGUUGAAGACAACUCAUCUGCCGAGAAACUCCUAAUGCUUGGGAAUGGUCUGGCUUGCAUACUCAAUACUGAUGAUGAAAUCAUCGACAGAGGCACAGAAAUCAUGAAAACCAAGAUAAAUUUUUCAGACACAGAAAGUGACGAAGCCAUCAGACUACCAAAACACUUGCAAGAGUUUGUUGCAAACCAACUCCCUGUCUAUGUAGAGAAUGCCCUGCGUGCCCUUCAUAUGGAAGAAGACAGAGAAUAUGCUAUCAUGAAAGGCAGGAUAAUUCCAGUCGAUUUCCAAAACAGUGGAGUUAUGGAGCUUAAUAAGAAAUGGGGAGGGGGGCUACAGCAGAUGCUCGAGAUGAAACACUUUUUAUCGAUGACUCCCAUCUCUCUAGUGACCAACUUCAUGUCCAAUGUGGAGUUCUUCUCAAGAUACAAGAGAGAAGGAGGUAUAUACGGCAUGUCUGGCACACUAGGUCUAGACAAACACAGCAACACAACCGCCAUCCUUAAGGAGCUGUACAACACUGAGGUGGGCAGUAUUCCAACUUUCAAACUUCGAAAACUCUUUGAAGAACCCUCCGUGAUUGUAGAGAGCCAUGAACAAUGGUUUAAGAUGAUUGUUGACACUGUCAGAGAGGAAAGCCAAGAGGCUGCAUCCUGGAAGAAGGGAAGGGCCUCACUCAUUCUCUGUGAAGACAUUAGAACUGCCGAAGACUUGAAGACCUAUUUCGUGGAGACGGAGCACUGGCCAGAGGACAAAGUAUACCUGUACGCUCACAGCAACUCCAAACAACUCUCCACCAUCAAGAAAAAGCUUAGUCCAGGUGAAAUCAUUAUCGCCACUAACCUUGCCGGUAGAGGUACCAACGUAAAAGUGACAGACGAUGUCAAUGAAAGUGGCGGUCUGCUCUGUCUAGUAACGUUCUUGGCUCGAAACAGAAGGGUGGAGUUACAAGCCUUUGGUCGAACAGCCCGUGGGGGAAAGCCCGGAUCUGUUCGUUGUAUUCUUAACUAUGCUGCAAUGCCAGAACAUUACUAUGGGAUGAAUAUCGAGGAGAUCAGAAAGAUGAGAGCUGAAGAGGAAUCGAUUCGUCUGAGAGAUAUGCUGGAUCAUGAUGUAAAAGAGGUUGAAACCAGAGAAAAACUGUUCAAAGAAUAUUGUCGAUUCCUGGGACAUGUAUAUACUGCAAUGAGCAGUGAAAGCGAUGAUCAAAAAAUCAUGAUUGACUCGUACAACGAAACUUGGGCUCAGUGGCUGUUGAUGAGGAGCGAUAAAGUGGAAAGGCUAUUGACCGAAAACCUACUUUGUGAGCUCAUGACGACCACCAGAUAUUGGAACCAAGCUAUUAUUUCAAACCUUCACGAUAAGUCUCUCUUUGCCAAAUGGCAAGCUAAGAUGCAAAAAGGCGAGCUACCUGAUUGGAGCCCAUUACUUAAAAUCCGCCCUAACCUGGCUGUUGCAAAUAUUUAUGCUGUUGCAAAUUUCUAUCACUGCAUCCAAUUCGGAAACCAGAUUCUCACCAAAGAAGAAGAUGAAAAAGCUUAUCUUUCACUUCGCUAUUACGAUAAGAGCAUUGAGUUAGAGCCACGAUAUUCUACCAUUGCUCACUACAAUCGUGCUUACGCUACCAUAAUUUCAGAGAGAGACGAUAAUAAAAAGAAGGCCAGGGCGGACAUUCAAGCUGCUAUUGAGGGCAUAGACCUGUACAUUGGUGAGGUAUCUUCAGUGUCUCAGUGUGUGGCCAUUGUUGGACAGACAAAAGUGUUUGAAGAAAGAGAAGCUGAUGAUUACGGUGAGGAGGCAGAAACAGCCGACUUUAAUGCUCAGAUCCAAGCUCGAUUUGAGAUACUUCAUUUCCUACGAGAAAAAAUGCUAGAAGCCAUUCAGAAAAUCGACUCCAUCAGUGGAGACAUCAUUGCCAAGCCUGUUGGUAUUUUUUCUCUCCUUCCGGACGCAGACCACAUCACUUCUUUGGAGUUAACCAGAAUGUGGGCACUCGGGCUCGAGAUUGUGUACACGAUUGAAAAGAAGCCUCGUUUCUUUUGGGAGGCACUAAUUGUAUUCAUAUUGGGUGUGGCUGAGAUUGUGGGUGGCGUGCUUCUGACAGUGUUCACUGCAGGGGCUGCAGCACAGUUUGGAAUGGGUCUCAUUGCAGAAGGUAUCUCUGACUGCAUUGCUGGUAUUGAGGGUAUGAUAACCGGCGAAUUCAGUUGGGCAGAUUGGGCCAUCUCUAAGGCAACUAGCAUUGCUCUGUCCCUCGUAACAGGAGGUGUGAGCCGUCUCGCUUCCUCUGGACUCAAAGCUAUCAAGUCUGGUUACAAGGCUGCUAAGCAAGCUGGAAAAACACUCAAGUCCAUUCCCAAGAUGGUGAGCAGUACUACUAAGAAUGCUGCUAAAGCAAAUCUAAAAACUGCUGCCAAGCAUGUAGCAAAGGAAGCUGUCAUGCAAGGAAUCUCGUAUGGGACUUCUAAAGUUUUGAACAUAGCUGUCGAUGAAGUUACUAAGCUAAUUGGAGAAAACUUGAAGAAGCAAUUUGUUGGAAUAAUCCGUACGUCCUUCACUUCUGGCUACCUGGAACAGGUGGUCGAUGGCAGAUUCAUUGCUGAGUUGAAUGUAUACUACGAACAACAAUCAGACGUUCCAGCGUACAUGUUGACCAGUGGCAAGAAUAUCUUUGACAAUGUAGGAGAAAGUGUCACCAAUACAUUCAAUACCAACUCUGAAUUAAAAGAGCGACUAGCUACAACAUCCAUGGAUCUAUUCGCACAGCUUUCAGAGAAAAGUAAAAAGUUGAAAGGGAUUGCUAACUUUGCGCAAUCCGCCAUAGUUAUGGCAAUAGUGGCUGACACAGUGGCAAGCUUGGAGUUCCUGGUGGAAGAAUUCCCCACAAAAAUGGAAGACGUUACCAGGGAAUUCAUCAGAGAUCAGAAGAUCAUUAUGUCCAGCAAAUCUGCGUAUCGGUACAGAGGCUACAGGUGUGCCACAAAACUCAAGAACGAUCUUGCUGAUCACGUUGGUGAUGUCUUUGCCGAGGCAGUCGCAAUUCUUUUGCAGGGGAAACUGAGUCCACUUGUCAGCUCAGUGUCCAACAGAUUCAACAGCCUGACCCAAUCCGUUGUAGGGAACUAUGUGCUCAAGGCAGACAAAACAAUGGAAGAUUUAAAGAGUAUUCAACAUGCCAAUUAUAUACGUGCAGUUGGUGUUGAUACUGGUUCUGGACGUGUCAGCAACAUAAGAGUGGCCAAGGUCUAUGCCAAGAAGAUAGCCAGCUCGGACACUCCUGGAUCUCUAAUGGAGCUGAGAGUAGCUGCCGAACACUACGGCCAGAAGGUUACCAUCUUCACUGAAAAAAAUGGCAAGCUCAUCAAAGAUACUGUCAUUAAUCCGUCCAACAAGAAGACACAAGAUGAAAUUAAGUUGGUGUAUAUCCCCCCACCUAAUCCUAAUUCAGUUGGCCAUUAUGACGUUUUGAUCAAUGGAGUUCGUAAGAGAGUUGAAGCUGACCAGAGCAACUGUCUGUUCCACGCGUAUGCUUUCUCUCGAAAACCCGACCUCACACGCUCACAACUCAAACAAGAGGCUGUGUGGUUGAGACAGACGGUUGUUGAUGAUAUUACUAAUAAUCCCAGUAAGUUUGCAGAGCAUAUCAGGCUCAGAGUUGAUAUGGACAAUCUCCGCAGAGGAAAUCGAUUUGCCCUGAUUGGAGCCGGACCACGUGAUGCAGGGACUAAGAUCCUGGAUGGUUUCUACAAGCAAGAGGUGAAAGGAGAUAAGAUUUACACUAUGUAUGAGCAGGCAAAUGGUGUCAAGUGCAAGGCCUGGAGAAAGUACAACAAAAAUCUCACUGUCGACGCUAAUGGUGUUGUUCAAGAAGCAGAUGCUCGACUGACAGAUUUCGAAGUUACGAUGGAUAAUCUCAACCUAGCAACUGCCGCUGGAAAGCGAUGCUGGGAUACUAAGUCAGUGGUGGGCAUGAUAAAACGUCCUGGUGGAAAUCCUAAGGAUACUGAAGUAUCAUACCACUUGUGUCCUAGCCGAGGGGGAGCUAACGCAGGAGACCUGUAUGCUAACGCUGUACCUGCAAGCGUACAUUACAACAAUCUUGAGAAGUACAUAUGGUCCAAACCAAUGCAAAAGAUACUGGGCAGUAAUAACUUCUCAAUGACAGUGAAAGGAUAUUGUGGAAAAUUAGGUGAACGACUGUAUGAGGGAAAACGAGAUAUCGACGCUCCAACAAAAGAUUUGCUAUCUAAGAGGUAUGCCUUGAUUGAAAAGGCUGAGCCAAGGGCGUACAGACUGCAAAAUCCGUCAAGUUUCAUUGUCAAAAUACCUCCUACAGUUACUUUAACUGCGAAAGACAUCGCUGAAAUACGUGAUGCUACAUUUGAGAAAGAUACGGAUAUUGGAGCCGACGCUAACCUUGCUGAUCGAACAGUAACCAUUAUCAUGCCUACGGAUAACGAGCUGUUCAUACCUACUGACCUAACCUUGUUGCAGCCCAAUGGAGAGUUAUAUCCAGGUGAGCUGACCACAGCAAAGAUGAAGCAGCCAAAGCUGAGAGUUAAUAGGUCAUCACCGUACCAGGUCCCGGCCACGGCCCCCGGAAAAUCGGCACUAGACAAGUUUCAUUUUGCAAAUGAGUUUGCCCGGUUUGCUGUUUGAAGAAUUCUUAACAAUGAAAAAAAAACUAUUGUACCUAUAAUUUAUAUAGCUAGAUCUAUAUAGCUAGUUGUAGUUGUAGUCUUAUAUCUAGCGUAGGGAGAGCAGUUUCAGACUUUAGAAAACUUGUUUGAGUUAUAGCAACGUUUUUGUUUUGUAGAAGUUUAACCUAUAAGCUUAGUGAUAGUUUUGUCAGACUGAGUAGACACGUAUAUAUAGAUCUUUAUGCUGAAUAUAUAAUUAUGUAGAGAGAUCUCAUGGUAUAGCUAUAUAUGGGGAGAAUCAUUGCAGUGCAUGACUGUAUUUAUAGGGCUAGCUAUUGUUAUAGACAUUAUUACCAAAUGCAUGUAUUAUUAUAAUUAUGGUUGACAUGUACAUUUCAUUCAAAGAG
This is a messenger RNA of Halichondria panicea, 8531 nucleotides long. RefSeq lists its product as uncharacterized. The coding region runs from base 1052 to 8143 and encodes 2363 amino acids. Gene Ontology annotation, biological process: protein import; intracellular protein transport; protein targeting. Gene Ontology annotation, molecular function: ATP binding. NCBI's taxonomy places the organism in Eukaryota, Metazoa, Porifera, Demospongiae, Suberitida, Halichondriidae. Gene Ontology annotation, cellular component: membrane. The record is from RefSeq and is a predicted model, not a curated record. The transcript has 3 exons.